This is a messenger RNA of Meloidogyne enterolobii, 909 nucleotides long. The record is from the annotation of a GenBank genome assembly. Lineage: Eukaryota; Metazoa; Nematoda; Chromadorea; Rhabditida; Meloidogynidae.
AUGAUUAUCGAACGGAAUUUAGGAAAAGAUUUGUGGCCUUUAAUUGAUUGGGUUGCUGGAACUAGUACAGGUUCAAUUCUUGCUUGUGCUUUGGCCAAAGGCAAAUCCAUAUCAGACUGCCAAAAACUUUAUUUACAAUUAAAAAAUCAGUUAUUUAAUGGAACCAGGCCUUAUAACCCGGCAAUUUUGGAAAGGUUAUUAAUUCAAUCAAUUUCUUCUGAUUUUUUGUCUUCAAUUGAAAAGCCAAAAAUGUUGAUAACUGCAGCCAAAAUGGAUGUUGCCCCUCCAAAUUUAGUUUUAUUCAGAAAUUAUCAAUUGCCGGAGGAAUUGUUGAAAGAAGAUAAAUUUAAUGAAAUGGGACAUGUAGAUGAAAAUACAACUAUUUGGAAAGCUGCCAGAUGUUCGAGUGCUGCCCCAACAUAUUUUCCUCCAUUUGACGAUAUUUAUAUUGAUGGAGGUGUUAUUUGUAACAAUCCAACAAUGGAAUUACUUACAGAAUUUACAAAACUUAAAAAUUAUUUUAAUUUAAAUUAUCCAUAUUGUGUUAUUUCAAUUGGGACAGGAACUCCUCCAACAAAAAGUUUAACAAUUUAUAGGCCUUUAAUUGGUAGAGUUAUUCAAAAAGUAUCGAAAACAACAGAAUUUAUGAGAAAUAUGGCACAAUGUCUUGUUAAACAGAUUACUGAAUCAAAUGGAAGGCCAGUUGUUUACAGCAAUACAUUCUGUUCUGCUUUAGGCAUUCCUUUCUUUCGUUUUUCGCCUCAAUUACACAAAGAUGUGCGUUUAAACGAAACUGAUGAUGCCUGUCUACUUCAAAUGUUGUGGGAUGUGGAAGUUGCUAUGGCUGAAUGUAGGGAUGAAACGAAUAAAUUAGUAAAAAUUCUUAGAGAACGAUUGGAGUAUUUAUAA